GCCAAACAAGCAGAAGAAAUAAGAAAAAGGAUCGUAAUUGCAGAAAGAAGACGUGAGCAGAAAAAAAGCAAGGGCGAGAAAAGCAGCAGAAGACAAGUUGGGCUAGCAAGUCACGAAGCCCCCCUCAGACUCAAAGGGAAAUGCGAGAAGAAGCCCAGAAACAACUACUGUGGAGCGAAUCGAGCUG
This is a messenger RNA of Amoebophrya sp. A25, 187 nucleotides long. The record is from the annotation of a GenBank genome assembly. Lineage: Eukaryota; Dinophyceae; Syndiniales; Amoebophryaceae.